Molecule: messenger RNA, 2791 nt
Organism: Raphanus sativus (radish)
Lineage: Eukaryota; Viridiplantae; Streptophyta; Magnoliopsida; Brassicales; Brassicaceae
Product: G-type lectin S-receptor-like serine/threonine-protein kinase SD2-5
Exons: 2
Coding region: 1-2598 (865 amino acids)
Biological process (GO): protein phosphorylation
Molecular function (GO): protein serine/threonine kinase activity; ATP binding
Source: RefSeq, a predicted model, not a curated record
AUGGCACUACAUUGUUCGUUUAUUUCACAUCAUAGCCUAAUUGCUAAUUCAGACCUCCAUCGAGGCAAAAGAAAAAAAAAAGAAAAACAAGAAAAGCAGGGAAGCCAUGAUGAGAGUGUUCUUCAGUGUCCUCUUACUCUGUUGAUAUUCUUCUCGGAUCCGCUGCUUUGCCUUGCAAAGGACCCGUACAUCGGGAGCAUCUCUCCAGGGUUUGGUGGAUCUCCGAAGAAUUACAUCAACAACGACGGUAUCUUACUCGAAUCCAUCAACAAAGACUUCGGUUUCGGUUUCGUAACAACACCAGCUUCCGUCACUCUGUUCACUCUCAGCGUCGUCCACAGAAGCAGCUCUAAACUGAUCUGGUCGGCGAACAGAGCUUCCCCUGUUGCCAAUUCCGACAACCUUCAGUUCCAAGACAACGGGACUGUGGUGCUGCGUAGUGAAGAACGAGGAUCAGAUGUUUGGAGAUUGGAUAAUUCAGGUAAAAACGCUUCAAGAAUUGAGCUACGUGACUCGGGAAACCUAGUUGUUGUCUCCGGUGACGGAACUUCGAUCUGGGAGAGUUUCGAUCAUCCUACAGAUACUCUGAUUACGAGUCAAGUCUUUAAAGAAGGCAUGAAGCUCACUAGCAAUGCUUCUUCUUGGAGCAACAUGACUUACACUCUCGAGAUCAAGUCAGGAGAUAUGGUUUUAUCUGUCAACAGCUUGACACCUCAGGUGUAUUGGUCCAUGAGAAGUGAGAACGGUAGGAUCAUUGAGAAAGACGGUGGCGUAGUGACUUCAUCGUCUAUACUCGGGAACUCGUGGAGGUUCUUUGGUGAGAAACAAGCUUUGUUAUGGCGGUUUUUGAUUACAGACAAUAUAGAUGAUAACGGUACUUGGAUCGCGGUUUUGGGAAGCAACGGUGUGAUCUCCUUUACAAGUCUUGGGAGUGGUGUGUCUGCGGCUGAUUCUUCCAUUAAAAUUCCAAACGAUCAGUGUGCAACCCCUGAGACUUGUGACCCUUACUACGUUUGCACUGGUAGUAAAGUGUGUGGAUGUCUGUCAGGGUUAUCAAGCGUUCGGCCUAAUUGCAAAACCGGGACCGAUACUUCUCCUUGUAAGAAGACCGAGAACAAUGCAGCGUUGUCUGUGAAACUUGUAAAUGCUGGAGAGAGGGUUGACUAUUCCGCACUCGAGUUUGCUUCUCCUUUCUCCAAGAACACUAUUCUUGAUAACUGUAAAGAUUUCUGCAGCAACAACUGCUCGUGCCUCGGUCUGUUCUUCCAGAACAGUUCUGGUAACUGCUUCUUGUUUGAUUGGAUUGGAAGCUUUAAAACCUCUGGAAGGGAUGGCUCUGGUUUCGUCUCUUACAUCAAGGUGGCUACUAAUGAUUUGGGAGGUGAAAGCAACGGAGAUGGCAAUGGGAAACACUUUCCAUAUAUAGUGAUUGUUAUAGUCUUGCCGGCGGUCUUUAUCAUAGGUGUUUUGAUCUUCGUGGCGUUUUGGAUUCGUAGGAGAACGAAAUCACGUUUGCUUGCUUCUCAAGAGACGACGACUCAUAGCUUCGUCAACAUACUACCUUGUACGUCCAUCCAAUUUUCUUACAAAGAUCUUCAGUUAGCUACGCGUAACUUUACGGAGAAGUUAGGUCAAGGAGGGUUCGGUUCGGUUUUCAAAGGAACGUUACCAGACGGUUCUCACAUAGCCGUGAAGCAACUCGAAGGAAUAGGUCAAGGCAAGAAAGAGUUCAAAGCCGAGGUUAGUACAAUCGGUAGCAUUCAUCAUCAAAACUCGGUGCAUCUCACAGGCUUCUGCGAGGAAGGGACUCACAGGCUUCUCGUUUACGAGUACUUAGCGAAAGGUUCGUUAGAGAGAUGGAUAUUUAGGAGAAGGGAUGGAGAUGGAGAUGGAGAUAUACUACUCUUAGAUUGGGACACAAGAUUCAAGAUCGCGGUCGGAACAGCUAAAGGUUUAGCGUAUUUACAGGAAGAUUGCGAAGCAAGAAUCAUCCAUUGUGAUAUUAAACCACAGAAUAUCCUCUUGGACGAUGACUUCAACGCCAAGGUAUCUGAUUUCGGACUAGCUAAGCUCAUGACACGAGAACAGAGCCAUGUCUUCACAACUUUGCGCGGUACGAGAGGUUACAUGGCUCCCGAAUGGAUAACAACCUACGCCAUCUCAGAGAAGAGCGAUGUUUACAGCUACAGAAUGGUUCUUGUAGAAAUAAUAAGAAGACGAAAGAACCAAGAGUCGCCUUUAGCGAGUUCCAAUUUUCCUGCUUAUGCUUUUGAGAGGAUGCGAGAAGGAUUGCUUAUAGAGGAUGUUGAUUGGGAUAUGGAGGAGGAGGAGGAGGGUGUUGAUGUGAUGAAUGAUGAGAGAGUUCAAAGGGCGAUGAAAACUGCGUUUUGGUGUAUACAAGAAGAUAUGCAUCUGAGACCGUCAAUGAACAAAGUUGUUCAAAUGCUUGAAGGAGUUUUUCCUGUGCUUCAGCCUCCGUCUUCUUACACUUUAGACGUGAAUCGUUACACGAGGUUAAAGAUGAGAUUGAUCAGCGAAGAAGGCGGUGGUAGAACUUCAUCACCGGUGUCUCAUAGCGAGCUGUCCGGUCCAAGAUAAAGAAACUUAUAAUUGGAUUUUUUUUGUUUGGUAUAUUGUUGUUCUGUUGUAAUAAUAGUGUUUCACUUAGUUUUCCUUGCUACUCGUUUUUUGAGGGGCCUCUAUCUGUUUACUUGUUGAUAAACCGACAAGUUUGGAAAUGUAAAAGUUAGAUUAUAAUUAUAUAUCUGGAAUGGAACAUGUGAGUUCUGGA